Messenger RNA from Leopardus geoffroyi (Geoffroy's cat), 7701 nucleotides. It is a transcript of the gene POM121C, whose product is annotated as POM121 transmembrane nucleoporin C. Gene Ontology annotation, biological process: protein import into nucleus; RNA export from nucleus. Lineage: Eukaryota; Metazoa; Chordata; Mammalia; Carnivora; Felidae. Gene Ontology annotation, molecular function: structural constituent of nuclear pore. The record is from RefSeq and is a predicted model, not a curated record. The transcript has 13 exons. Gene Ontology annotation, cellular component: nuclear pore. Bases 1929 to 5534 code for a protein of 1201 amino acids.
UUUAUAUGAGGUUUAUUUGCUUAUAUGAGUGGUUUUUUUUCUGUCUUAAUUAGCUUCUCUUUUAGCACCUGUGUUGUCUUUUCCCAUACAGGAGUGUUAACAUUUUAAUGUAGUCAUACUUAUCUGUAUUUUACUAAAUGAUUUGCAGGUUUUGUGUGUCCAUUUCUUCGACUUGUAAACACUGGGGUGCCCUGGGGCUCAGGUCUCAGACCUCUCUCGAUCUACAUUAAUUCCAAAGUAAUCUUAGUCUCCCAACAUGUAUACACUGAUGGCUUUUAUGUCUGGCUCUUCCUCUGAAUUCCAGUAAUAUAUGAUAAUUUAAAGGACCCUUGCUGAGCUAGAUACUUUCUUUUUCCUUAGUAUCCCAAUUCUUGAAUGGGAAGUCUGCAGUCACUGCCUCCAUUUCCUCGUCUUCCAUUUCAUCGUUGAACUCACUGCAGCUUGGCUUUUGUCCCGCCAUUCCGCUGCUGCUGUUGACAUUUGUUCCUAAAUAACAGCCCAUCCCUUUGCUUGUCAAAUGAAGUCUUAUGUGAAAUCAAACAGAAGCCGAAUUGCCCUUGCAGUGGGUUGGGGAGAACUGCGUGCCUUUCUCAUCUCUUCCAAUUGCUCCAGAGGCAUCUUUACCGAGUCCUGCCUAUCUUUCCAACCUCUUUAUUCCCUCAAACUUCCCAGUCUCCAGCCACAUUGAACUAUUCGGAGACUCUUGUAUCAUACUCCUUUCCAUCUCUGUGCCUCUGCACAGUGCUCCCGUAUUUGCCUUGAACUUGCUUUAGCCAGUUCUUUCCCCUCCAGUAACACCUCCCAGCCUAUCUACUUCUUUAUCAUUCCCUCUCUCUUUUGUGCGUCUGUUAUCACACUGGCCACACUGAAUUGUAGCUUUCUACUUACACCUAUUUCUUCUCUACUAAAGAGAAGGCUUGUAGAGAUCAGAGACCCUGGCUCCCCCCCCCCCCCCCCUUCAUCUCUUCAGUGCAGAUUAGCAGUGGAAUGAAUGAAUGGUCCAGGAAGCUCAGCUAGUUCAAAAUCUGAAUUGGCAGACCACUAAAGCUUUCUUUGUUUUGUUUUCAGCGGUUUUAUUAAGAUACAAUUCACAUGCCAUACAAUUCACAGGAUUCUGCAACAAUCACCAUAAUCUAAUUUUAAAACAGUUUUGUUGCCCUUCAAAAAGAAAACUCUACUUUUUAGCAGUCUCCAUUUUCCGACCCCCAACACACUCCCCAGCCCUCGACAACCACGAGCCCACUUUCUAAGACCACCACAUUUAACAUAGGUAAAUUGAUCACAAAUCCUCAAAAUCUCCCCGAUUCUGGACCCGAUGUGAAAUUUGGUAGAUAACUGUACCACUGAAACAAUUUAUACCGCAGCAACUCCGACUCAGGUCGCAGCUUAAGGUUUGAUCCGCAAUCUGUUAGACUCUUUGUUAGACUGCUUGAGCGGGAAUUUUUUAGAACUAGAUACACAUUUAACAAGGGUGGUUGGUUUGGGUUGGUCUUGCAUUUCAGUGUUGCUGUAGAAGUAAACCCCCUUGGGCAGUAAACAGGGCAACUGAAAAAACUCACUACCUCUGGUAACACUGUUCCGGGGACGUUAGUCCCCUAGAAAAUAACAUGGAUCAAACAUCACGUCGCUUUCCGGAGCUUUUAUUCUUAACGCGACUCUUCCACAGGCUCACCUCGGUAUGGGUGGGGUGCGGUGCGGUGCGGUGCGGUGGACGCGCGGAACCCGCAAGAAGACGAGCACCGCGUUUCUGCGAGACCGCCUUUGCGGAGCUGGGUCGGGUCUAGCGCGUUGCCGGGCAGCAGCGGCGUUGCCCGCGGCGGUCGCGCGUCCGGGUCGCGCGCGCAGUGACGCAGCCGGCGCGCGAUGACGCAGCGCGCGGCGCGGUGCACGCUGGGAUAUUUAAGUCUUCUCCGCGGCGCGGAGCCGCGAUGUCUCCGGCGGCUGCGGCGGCUGGCGGAGGCGAGCGGCGGCGGCCGAUAGCGAGCGCCAGGGACGGCCGGGGCCGGAGCGGGGGCUGCGGUGGGUCGGCCGGGGCGGCGCUCCUUGGCUUGUCGCUGUUCGGCCUCGUGCUGUACCUGGUGCCGGCGGCGGCGGCGCUGGCCUGGCUGGCCGUGGGGGCCACCGCGGCCUGGUGGGGACUGAGCCGCGAGCCCCGAGGUUCGCGCGCCCUCUCCUCGCUCGUUCGGAGCGCGCGGCGUCAGCGAGCACUGCACGCUGCGCCUCCGGCCAAGUCGGCGGUGAACGGAAGUCUCCUAGAGCCGCGGAGCCCGCUCGAAGGACCCGAUCCGGCCGAACUGCUCCUCAUGGGCAGUUACCUGGGCAAGCCCGGCCCCCCGCAGCCUGUCCCCGCCCCGGAGGCCAGGGACCUGCUGGAGAGGCCUGGCCGCCGCUGCGCGUCCGCGCGCGCCGCGUCGCCAGCGCGCUCGGCGCAUCGCGCUCACCACAUUCACCCUUCUCUCCCCACUCCUCUUCUCCGACCCUCGAGGAGGCCUUCCCACCGGGAUUGUGGGACUUUAUCAAACCGGUUUGUCAUAACACCUCGAAGACGAUACCCAAUCCAGCAGGCCCAAUAUUCCCUUCUGGGGGUACUUCCUACAGUGUGCUGGAAUGGUUAUCACAAGAAGACUGUGCUAUCUGCUCGUAAUUCCAAAAUGGUGUGCAGCCCAGUGACAGUGAGGAUUGCUCCUCCGGAUAGUAAAUUGGCUCGUUCGCCAAUACCAGAGCAGAUAAUCAACUCCACACUGUCCUCACCAUCAAAUAAUGCCCCAGACCCAUGUGCAAAGGAAACUGUACUGAGUGCCCUCAAGGAGAGAAAGAAAAGGACGGUGGAGGAAGAAGACCAAAUAUUUUUUGAUAGCCAGGAAAAUAAAAGAAGGCGCCAUGAUAGCAGUGGGAGUGGACAUUCAGCAUUUGAGCCCCUGGUGGCUAAUGGAGUUCCUGCUGCUUUUGUGCCUAAGCCUGGCUCUCUGAAAAGAGGUCUCAAUUCCCAGAGCUCAGAUGACCACUUGAACAAGAGAUCCCGCACCUCUUCCAUGAGCUCCUUGACAAGCACGUACACAGGUGGCAUCCCUAGCUCCAGCCGCAAUGCCAUUACCAGUUCUUACAGUUCUUCUCGAGGUUUCUCUCAGCUUUGGAAGAGAAGCGGGCCCAGCUUGUCACCAUUCUCCAGCCCAGCCUCAUCCCGCUCGCAGACACCAGAGAGGCCAGCAAAGAAAAUAAGAGAGGACGAGCUUUCUCACCGCUCCAGUUCUUCAACUCCUUUGGCAACAGACAAGGAGGCCCAGGGAGAAAAGGCUGCAGAUACAACCACAUGGAAGGCGCAGAACUCGUGGAGCUCCCCUCCCACACCUGGCAGCUCUGGGCAGCGGAAGCGAAAGGUUCAGCUCCUACCCUCCCGGCGAGGGGCUCGGCUGACCCUGCCCCCACCUCCCCAGCUUGGCUACUCCAUCACUGCCGAAGAUCUAGAUUUGGAAAAAAGAGCUUCGCUGCGGUGGUUUAACAAGGCCUUGGAGGAUGGGACUGAUACGGCUUCUAACUCUGGCACCGAGAAGCCCCCUACUACUCAACCUUCUUUGACGUUUACCCUGCCAACUACUGGGACCGCCGCCUCCCCAGCCGCCCUCCCAGCCCCAAGCCCCAACCCGCUGCUGGAGAGCUUGAAGAAGCAGCAGAGUUCUGCAGGCCCACCCCCUUCCUCGGAAUCUGCUGGAGUGGCAACCACUGGGGCCCACACACCUCCGAAGACACCCAGCCUUCCAGCCCCUCUUGGGUCUUCACAGUCGGGACCCCUUCCGGGCACCUCCUCGGACUCCAAAUCCACAGCCGCUUUCUUAGGGCUGACCCCUGCUGCUUCCCCGAUCCCAGCCGCUGACCCCACCAAGUCCCCUCCAGCUCCUCAGGCUGAGACAUCUGCCCCGUCUCCCACCCCGAAGCAAAGUCUUCUUUUGGGAAUGCUGAGCACCCCACCUGCCGACCCCCCUACCUCCACAGCCCCCGCCGUGUCCUCGGCAUCUCCCAUGUUCAAGCCCAUCUUUCUGGCCCCACCAAAAAGUGAGAAUGAGGGCCCUUUGCCAUCCAGCCCAUCCAAGGUCACCACCGCGACCCCUUCCGGCUCUGCCCUCCCUGCGCCUGCCAGCAGCCCCAAGCUCACUUUCGACCCGAUCUUCGGCAGCAUCGGGCCCCCUACGUCUGUGCCCUCGUCGGUCCCCUUCUUCAGUCAGACGGCCGUUCCAGCCACUGCCACGAGCACCCCUCUUUUCACCGGCCAGGCCGGUGCCACCUCAGCCGUGGCUCCCACGAGUACAGCCAGCACGUCCACAGACUCUGCUUCAAAGCCCACGUUCAGCUUUGGUGUGAGCAGCGUGACCAGCACCACCACUUCCGCUGCCCAGCCUUUCCUCUUCGGGGCUCCCUCUGCCUCUGGUGCCAGCUUCACCCCGGCCGUGGGCUCCAUAUUCCAGUUCGGCAAGCCUCCUGCCGCGCCCGCCUCGACGACGGUCACGACCUUUGUCCAGUCCCUCCCCGGGGCCGCGCCGACGACCGCCAGCGGCGGCGGCACCACUGGCUUCGGCGGUUUCGGCGGCAGCCUCAGCACCCCCGCCCCGGUCACCAGCAGCCAGCCGGCGCCGACCUUCACUAGCGCCGCCACCCCGGCGUUCCACAUUCCCUUCGGCUCGAGCACCAAGCCCCCCCUCUCUUCGUACCCGGGAGCCAACCCCCAGCCCACGUUCGGUGCUGCCGACGGGCAGCAGCAGGGCGCCGCCAAGCCGGCCCUUGCCCCGAGCUUCGGCAGCUCUUUCGCUUUCGGGAACUCUGCGGCCGCGGCCCCGGCUGCGACCCCAGCGCCCGGCCCGGCUCAGCCCGCCUUCGGCGGCGCCACGCCGUCCAGCUUCGGCGGUUUGAAGCCCACGGCGUCUGCCUUCGGCGCCCCCACCAGCACCCAGCCGGCCUUCGGCAGCGGCACGUCCGUGUUCUCCUUUGGGGCGGCCGCCGCCUCCGGCUUCGGAGCUACGACCCAGACCACCAGCGGCGGGACCGGUAGCUCCGUGUUCGGCAGCACGACGCUGGCGCCUUUCACGUUCGGGGGCUCGGCCGGCCCGGCCGGCGGCGGGGGCUUCGGGAUCAACACGGCCACCCCCGGCACCAGCUCUGCCUCUGGAGCGUUCAGCUUCGGCACAGGACAGAGCGGGACCACUGGUGGCACGACGCCUUUCGGAGGAGGCUUGAGUCAGAGCACGUUGGGCGCACCCAGCCAGGGCACACCCUUUGCCUUCAGUGUGGCGAGCGCGCCCGAGAGCAAGCCCGUGUUCGGAGGCACUUCCACACCCACUUUUGGUCAGAACACCCCUGCCCCCGGGGUGGGCGCAUCGGGCAGUGGUCUCUCCUUUGGGGCGUCCUCAACACCCACCCAAGGCUUUGUUGGAGUCGGACCUUUCGGAUCGGCGGCCCCUUCAUUUUCCAUUGGUGCAGGAUCCAAGACCCCGGGGGCUCGGCAGCGACUGCAGGCCCGCAGGCAGCACACCCGCAAGAAAUAGCCUUUGUCCCCGUUCCAUACUCCCCCCCCCCCCACCCCCCUCCUUGCCCACAUCUGGACCUCAGCACCUGCUAGGAAGAGCCUCUGACCCUUCUAGUUCCAUAAAGCAACCUACCCCAGAUCUCUGGCUUCUGCCACCAGGGAGGCGGUGGCAGCCCCGGUGGCCGGUUCCUGCUCCUUGAGGAAGAAGCCCCUGGCCUCUCGAGGGAGGGGGUGUGGGGUGUGCAGGGCAGGAGCCUGAUCCCUUUACUUGAAUGGCUCCGUGGUGAGGCUGGAGAAAACUGAAGAAACAUCUGUACAUACUGUCCUCGUCCUCCUCUGACUCUUGUCUGGUGUAUGAACUUGGUCAGGCGGCCUCCCUUCCUGCCUUGCCCCCAGAGCCAUCUCCUCUCGCCUGGCAGGUCGUAGGCACGGCCCUACCCACACGUGCCGCCGCCGUGCAGUGGAUGAUGGGAGUCGGGGAAGUGGGUCAGCCCCGCGGCUUUACCUUGCUUGGCUUGCCUAUAAAAAGCGGUUCUCCUCGGGUCCCGUUAGGGGACUCUGCUUCCCCAGUUCUUGCUGCUUCGUCCGUCCCUGGUUCCCCGCAGGCUCUACUCCUUUUUAAAGGACCUUGAAUCUAGCUUUGCCUUGGAGACCCCAGUGGGGCUGCUCCUGCUGGUCCACUUCCUCCUGCCAAGUCUGAGUCCAUGUUUGUCCUCAACCCUCUGCCAGUUCGGCCCCUAAAAGCUCGGUGGCUCAAGACUGUUAGCCUGGCAGCUGCAGGGGAGCUACCUCGCUCCGGGGGAGUGGGGGGAGCGCCGGGAGCGGGCAGGAUGUCCCCCGCUGCCUCCUUGCCCGCCUUCCCCGCUGGCCUCCGUGGGGCUCGUCCGCCUCCUCCCCGGGGUUGUAUGUUUAAAGCCUUGUUCUGUGUUACUGUCUGAUGCUCACGUCUAUCGCUCUUUGAAUCGAGUUUGGAGGAAGAAUUGAAUUGUAUGAGUGGCGGCAUGUUGGUAGUGCCGGACUUAACUGUUUCAAGUUUCUGGGGCCUCGCUAAUUGAAUGUGGAAAGUAGCACCGCUUUAUGGCUACACGUGCUGACUCCUGGAUUUUCAAAUGGUGUUUUGACUUUAAGGGCUGGCAGCCCAAGAGGAUGGGGCCGAGGGGGAAGCAAAGUCCUCUUCCCUCUGCUGUUUCCCUCUCGCCUACCUGACCCCACCGUGGGCUGGAUCCUCCCCAGAAUGUUAGAAAACCAAAAUUAACCAACCACGCUUCAAAAUUCAUCCCCCCCACCCCCCCCCCUUCAGCAGACCCUCCCCUCCGUCCCGUUCUUCCCGUUCCCAGAUCACAUACCCCAGGCCCAAGAGCCUUGCUGCCAAUGCCCAUCCUCUUUGGGAGAAGUAUGAAUGCGUGUGUCUAAAUUAAAAGAAAAAAAUAUUUAAACAUUUUUUAACGAAAUAAAAAUUUAUUUUUGUAUUUAAGCUAAAUUGCCUUUUAAAUUCCUUCAAGCUUGGUUCACUGAGGUGGUUAAGUAUAAAUGCUAUUGACUAGGAAUUAGCUGUAUAGUUAAGUUAUGCCUGUGUGGACAAGAGGCUCAGACUGUCCCAGGCAGCUUUCCUGAGGGACUAGAGCCCCUUCGGGACACAUUCUAUAAACCAUAAUUCUUAUUUUAUAAAUAAUGUGACGUAGAUGUGACUUGUCCCCCCUCCCCCCUCGUGACUGAGGUUGAGUGUGACGCAGGGGACUGCUCCUUCCCACCCCCCAGGAAGAGCAGACAGUAUUUACCUGUGUGUGGUGCCCAGAGGCCUGGACCUCGAGUCCCGAGUCCCUGUUAGGAUUGGGGGGGGGGGGGUGGGCACGGGUCUAGAAACCAAGCUUCUAGCGAUACCUUCCGGAAGGUAGAGCCUCGUUAGUGUUAGUGUUCCGAGCUAGUUUACCUCAGGUCCACAGGACACUUGGCCCGGGAGCCCCCAAAGAGGGUGUCCCGGCGCGGCCUGAGUGUGUGUGUGGGUGUGGGUGUGUGUGUGUGUGUGUGUGUGUACACGUACGUGCACUGGACAGGAACGGGAGGCUGGGACUUUCCAUUACAAAUAAAGACUUAAUUCCUGUGAGGCUAGUUGGAAUUUUUAGUAUGAAUGUGAGAUUUUUCUCCUUGCUUAUGUCAUUAAGAAUAAAAACAAACUGUGAUCUGUC